AUGGGGGUAGAGAUCGAGACCAUCUCUCCGGGAGACGGACGGACGUUUCCAAAGAAGGGUCAGACAUGUGUGGUGCACUACACAGGAAUGCUACAGAAUGGAAAGAAGUUUGAUUCCUCCAGAGACAGAAACAAGCCUUUUAGGUUCAAGAUUGGCAGACAAGAAGUCAUUAAAGGAUUUGAAGAAGGUGUUACACAGAUGAGCUUAGGACAAAGAGCAAAGUUGACCUGCACACCUGAGAUGGCCUAUGGAGCCACAGGGCACCCUGGGGUUAUUCCUCCCAAUGCUACUCUCAUCUUUGAUGUGGAGCUUCUCAGGUUAGAGUGAAUCAUCUCGAGUUGGCUGGAGACAUCUGUUAAUAACCAUCCAUUCUUUCUCACCUUGCCAGCAGCAGGAGAAAUCUUCACUGGAAUCCCAAUCUUCCCUGCUUAAGCUGUUCUGUCAAUAGCACCUGCUAUUGGGUUCCUUAUGCCUUCUUUCUCUUUUUAACUUUGUGGUGUCUGUAUUUGCCUUUUAUUAUUGUUCUGGGACAAAUGUCUAGCGUUGUAACAUUC
Indicator indicator is the source of this 554-nucleotide messenger RNA. It is a transcript of the gene FKBP1B, whose product is annotated as FKBP prolyl isomerase 1B. The record is from RefSeq and is a predicted model, not a curated record. Gene Ontology annotation, biological process: regulation of cardiac muscle contraction by regulation of the release of sequestered calcium ion. Gene Ontology annotation, molecular function: peptidyl-prolyl cis-trans isomerase activity. NCBI's taxonomy places the organism in Eukaryota, Metazoa, Chordata, Aves, Piciformes, Indicatoridae. The transcript has 4 exons. Bases 1 to 327 code for a protein of 108 amino acids. Gene Ontology annotation, cellular component: sarcoplasmic reticulum membrane.